Messenger RNA from Eutrema salsugineum, 1893 nucleotides. RefSeq lists its product as uncharacterized. Bases 1 to 1893 code for a protein of 630 amino acids. NCBI's taxonomy places the organism in Eukaryota, Viridiplantae, Streptophyta, Magnoliopsida, Brassicales, Brassicaceae. The transcript is spliced from 4 exons. The record is from RefSeq and is a predicted model, not a curated record.
AUGUUAAACUUUUGUAAUCCAAUAGUGAAAGCUUUCGGUUCCUACAAAGACAGAUACAAUAUUCAACAACCAGAAGACAAUGUCAAGUUAGUUCUCAUUGCUAACAGGAAUAAAGAUGCUAGAACACAUAACAUGCCAACUUCCACAGAAGUCGCAGCCUUGAUUCCUGGGGAUUUUCAAGAAGGAAUGGAUAUACGAGAUAUUGUAUUAGAGACUAAACACGGAAACCUCAGAAGAAUUAGUGAACUAUAUGUGGGUUAUCUAGCUCUUCAGUAUCCAUUAUUAUUUCCAUAUGGUGAGGAUGGAUUCACUGUUGGUAUUGAAGACGGUUUUGAUGAUGGCAACAAAUGGAAACGGAAAACUAUAAGCAUGCGAGAAUUCUAUGCUUAUAGAAUUCAAGAUAGGUUAAUGGAAUCUCAGUCAGUCAUUCGGUCUAAACGAUUGUAUCAGCAGUUUCUGGUUGAUGUGUUUACUAUGAUAGAGUCUAGCCGACUUCGAUAUUUCAGGAACAAUCAGAAGAAGCUUCGUUCAGACAAGUAUAUGAAUCUGGUUGAGGCUGAAAAGGAAGGAACCUCUGAUUUAUCCAACAGAGGUAAGAGGAUUUUGAUACCUGCAUCAUUUACCGGUGGUUCACGCUAUAUGAACAAUAACUAUUUGGAUGCAAUGGCCAUUUGUAAGCACUUUGGAUUUCCUGAUCUUUUUAUAACUUUCACCUGCAAUCCAAACUGGCCUGAAAUAAUUAGAUAUACAAAGAAGCGAAAUUUGAAUCCUGAAGAUAGACCAGAUAUCUUCUGCAGGAUAUUCAAAAUUAAGCUAGACAGCCUCAUGAGUGAUCUCACUGAAAAGAACAUUUUCGGAAAAAGUAAAAGAGGACUUCCACAUGCACAUAUUCUACUAUGGAAGGCCGAAAAAAGCAACUUGUCUACUGCUGAAUCUAUUGAUAAAGUUAUUUCUGCUGAGAUUCCUGACAAAGAUACUGAUCCGGUUUUGUAUGAAGUAGUGAAGCAAAACAUGAUAUAUGGACCUUGCGGAGUGAUUAACAAAAGUAGUCCAUGUAUGGUAAAUGGGAAGUGUUCUAAGCAGUUUCCAAAGAAAUAUUGUGAAAGAACUACCAUAGACAAUAGAGGGUUUCCACAUUAUAUGAGAAGGAAGACUGAAGCAUUUGUUGAGAAGAAUGGACUACAAAUUGACAACAAUUUUGUUGUGCCUUAUAAUAGAGAGCUAUCGUUGCGAUAUAGAGCUCACAUCAAUGUUGAAUGGUGUACUCAGGCAAGGUCAAUCAAAUACUUUUUCAAAUAUAUCAACAAAGGACCUGAUCGUGUUCUAGCUACUAUUGACCAUGAUGUAAAUCAAGGUGCAGAAUCUAUAGCAUGCGCAAAUGUAGAUGAAAACGGCGAGGAUAAUACUGAUGAAAUUAAGGAGUACUUCGAUUGCAGAUAUGUUUCUGCAUGCGAAGCUACAUGGCGUUUGCUAGCAUUUCUAAUCCAUUUUAGGACGACUCCAGUGGAGAAACUAUAUUUUCAUCUUGAAAACGAGCAAUCAGUACUUUUUGAUGAUGAUGAUCCAGUUGAAACUGUUCUAAAUCGCAGAUCCAAAGAAUAUGGCGAGCAACACCCCGACGAUAACAACAACAACACCGGUAACAGCGCGGAGAAGGACGCUCCGGCAUCGGGCACAACGACGGCAACGAUCGAAACACAAGAGGAGAUGCGAAACAUGAUGGCUGCGUUGAUGAAGAAAAUCGACGAACAGGAUAAAAGAAACGAGGCGAUUACGGAGAGGCUCGACGCGAUGGCGGCUGAGCGACUACACCCAACUUGGAGAGCCGGGAUCCCCGACCCGAUGGAUGGAAUCCAGAGACGCUUCGAUUUCACGACACCUGCAGAGCCUUAG